CUUCCAUUGAUUCUACAGUAACCUUUUCUGCUGAAAAACACUAUACUUGGAACUUCUCUGGAUAUUUAAUAAUAGGUACCUAGGUAGUCAUCAAUCAGACCAUCACAAUGUCAGAAACCGAGAAAAAACCGACCGGCGCACCCGAAGUCGAGGCAGCACCUUUAGCUGCCCAGCUGCCUACAGACCCGACCCCCGUCGUCGCCGACGCUCCAACCAUAGCCGUGUCGACCGAGACGGCCCAGGAGAAAGCCAGCAAGGACGAAACGCCUGGCCCGAUUGCGGCUAUUGCUGAGCCAGCUGCCACCGAAGCAGCCGCCGCUCCCAAUGAAUCUGCAUCUACUACUGCAGCACCCGUGCCAAAGGAGCCCGCCGCGAUCAGCGAAGAGACGAAAGCCCCGGCCGCCGAGGCAGCCACAACAUCCACUCCCGCAGCCGCCACCUCUGCCGCGACCGAAACCACAAAGGAGAAAGACCUCGCCGACGCCCCGGCCGCUGGCGAGAAGACCGGGGUGGCUAAGCUCUGGGAGGUCUGCCAGUCGCACGAGCACAAGGAGAUCUGGGGUGUGACCCUAAAAGACCCGAGCACCGACGUGCCGACGGAGAUUGUCUUGACCAAGUACCUCAACGCCAACGAUGGAGAUGUCCCCAAGGCUGUGGAUCAGCUCACAAAGACGCUCGACUGGCGCAAAAAGAUGAAGCCGCUCGAGCUUCUCAAGAAGUCCUUCCCCAGAGCCAAGUUUGGCGGUCUGGGCUACGUCACGACCCACAGCGAGGCCGCAGACUCCAAGGACCCUGCGCUGAAGGAGGUGUUUACAUGGAACAUCUAUGGCAACGUCAAGUCGAUGGAGGAGACCUUUGGAGAUCUUCAACAAUUCGUUGAGUGGCGAGUCGCCCUCAUGGAGCUCGCCCUACAGGAGCUCAAUAUCGCCGGCGCGGCGGCCCCGUACACCAUCACGGCCGACAGCGACCCGUACAAGAUCUACCAGGUGCACGACUACAAGUCCAUCAGCUUCCUGCGGCAGCCGCCGAGCGUCAAGGCGGCGUCCAAGGAGACCAUCUCGGUCUUUUCGACCGUCUACCCGGAGCUGCUAAAGGAAAAGUUCUUUGUCAACGUGCCCGUCGUCAUGGGCUUCAUGUACGGCCUCAUGAAGCUCUUUGUCGCGCCCAAGACGCUCAAGAAGUUCCACCCCAUGAGCGACGGCGGGGCGCUGGCCCGCGAGUUUGGCGCUUCCAAAAUCAAGUCCCUGGGCGACGCGCUGCCCAAGGAAUAUGGUGGCAAGGGCGAGGAGCUCAAGGCUGCUGGGAAGGAAACGAUGCUCGAGUGAAAAGCCAGUUUCCGGGAAGACUGGUUCAGUCGGAUGCUUGUCUGAAAAGGUGGUUGAUGACCCAAGUGUUUACCAAGGUUCUCGGUGCCGAUUUGAAUCAUGUUGUUGUUUUUCCUGUUCCAUUCCAGAGAUAUCCCGAUUUUUUUGUUUCGAAUUCCAAUACUAAAGGGCAGCCUACUGCUGCUCAUAUAAUACCAUUUUCAUUCUGGUG
This is a messenger RNA of Pyricularia grisea, 1536 nucleotides long. RefSeq lists its product as uncharacterized. The record is from RefSeq and is a predicted model, not a curated record. Gene Ontology annotation, molecular function: phosphatidylinositol transfer activity. Gene Ontology annotation, cellular component: cytosol; plasma membrane; cortical endoplasmic reticulum. Gene Ontology annotation, biological process: regulation of exocytosis; Golgi to plasma membrane protein transport. Bases 108 to 1325 code for a protein of 405 amino acids. NCBI's taxonomy places the organism in Eukaryota, Fungi, Ascomycota, Sordariomycetes, Magnaporthales, Pyriculariaceae. The transcript is spliced from 2 exons.